UUCUGAAGGCUUGAGAACGUAUUCGCAAUGGAGAGAAGAACAACGUCGGAGUUGCAAGCGAUUCAUUAUUAUUGAGGACUCCGGUCACCCUGUGAUCAAACUAUUUAGUCUUCGUUAGAUGCCUUGCUCAUCAUUGAUUUCGAUGAAUCGUCCAGCAUCACCGUACGAAAUGCGCCUGGGAGCCGGAGGGAAGCUGUUAGAUGUCAAGAUAUCACUCAUCAACGUUACAUUCAAUCUCAGUGGCUACCUGACACGCGGUUUCUAUGUGUAUCUUAACCUCGCUGGCGCUUACUACACGUGCUAUCUUUCCUUCUUGAUAUCCUCCGACUCUUAGUCUGGAAGGAAUCUAGGAACCACAUCUUUGCCAUCUUUCCUGUUGUGCCUCGUUAUUCUGGGCGUGACCUUCGUGCUCUCACAAUUGAGUUAGUAGCCACCAUCUUUCAGCACCCGUCGCAGUCCUUCCAAUUCGCUUGCAAUUUGUCAAUGGCCGUGGAUGUUGCUUCAGAUGUGGUCCUGAACGUCAGCGCUCUCAGUGUGGGAGGAGCUCUGGUAUCAUGGCUCUUCUUCCAUCGGUAUCAUGUUCGAGGAGACUAUGCUGCUCUUGGAUUCUCCAUCUUCCCUCUGAUAGUGUACUUUUCAAUUCGUUUCUUGUUUUCAGAGGCUCAAGCGUCACCUCUUCUCUUGACGUUGCUCUACGUCGUUGUAUUCGCAACAUCGGUCAUUCUUCUCUCGGUUUCCUAUCGAUUUUCACCUUUCCAUCCGUUAGCCAGCUACCCGGGACCUCGAUCAUGGUGGUUUACCAACCUGCAGCUUGUUCACUUGGCUAUGUCGGGCAAACGGCAUCAAAAACUCCACCAGCUUCACAUGCAAUAUGGUCCCAUUGUAAGAGUUGGACAUAACACCCUGUCAAUUAAUUCAUUAUCCUCCCUUAACCCUUUGUAUGGGCCUACGCUUUCCAUGGAAAAAAGCGAAAUGUAUAGGCUCCCAGGACAUCAAGAUGUAAUGUGUCUAUUCUAUAAGCAAGACCUGCAUCUCCAUAACGAACGUAAACGAGUAUGGGUGAAGGGUCUAUCCGCGACAGCCACCAAAAACUAUAUUCCUUGCAUAGAGCGGCGUACUUGGGAGCUUGCUUCAUAUAUCGAACGUCAACAGGCUGGGUCGAAAGAAGGCACCGCCAAUUUGUCUGAAUGUUUCUCUCAUUGGGCGUAUGACUUAAUGGGCGAUAUCAUGUACGGAGGCUGUAACGACUAUGCACUGAUGGCGAAAGGUGACACCGAGCGUCUGGUCAUGACUGGGAAGGAAGGAAUGGUAGCCAUCGAAUGCUUUGGACAAGCGCCUUGGCUAAUGGAUAUCAUAUGGCAUGUUCCAGCCAGUGAAGCUAUGGUUAAGUAUUCCGCCAUCUCUGCAGCAAUGAUGCACAAGCGAAUCAAAUUGAAUGAUGACACAAGUAUGAGAGACCUCAGUUCUUACCUUCUGGAAGAGUCUCGGUCAGGUAAAACUAUACCACUUCCAGACCUUGAACUAGAAGCAGUCAAUGCGCUCUUCGGAGGUGGCGAUACUAUCGCAGGAACGCUCUCGAUGGUGUUUUACUAUCUUCUUUCGCAUCCGCAGUACUACAAGCAGCUUUAUGAUGUCCUGCAUACCGAGUUUCCUGACCCCAUGGAACAUCUGGAAGGCUCCAGACUUGCUGGGAUCCCGUUUCUCGGUGGCGUUAUCGACGAAGCACUGCGUCUGCAGACAGCUUUCUACUUUCCCAGAAUAGUACCCUCGGGAGGCGUCACAAUAGAUGGAUCGUUCAUUCCCGAAGGGACUGUCGUCGCUGUGGCAUCAUAUUCACAACAAAUCGACCCCACGAACUUUUACCCUGAUCCUUUGGAAUUCAGACCAGAACGAUGGUUGCCAGACGGGUUAGGACCUGAUACAAAAGCUGAUCGAAAUGCAUUACUGUCUUUUUCAACUGGACAACAUGUCUGUGUCGGGAAAGCUUUUGCCUACCAACAAUUGCAGUAUGUUAUCGCACGCUUGGUUCUAUCUUUUGAUAUGUCCUUCCCCGAGUCGUUCGAUAAAGAGGCAUUCUGCGAUGGUAUUCUCCAUAAGCGCACUGUGAUACUUGAAAAGCCGCUCCUAGUGAGGGCUACACGACGGCCUGGCGCGGAGAUUCCAGACUCGAAAUGAUUUGGUGCAUGUGUCCUCUACAAAUUCUCUGGAUGUACCAUAGCAUUUCUUAUACAUCAGUAUCUUUGUCCUUUUGGCAGCGGCUAUUCGCUUAUGGGAUUAAUUCGCA
Molecule: messenger RNA, 2284 nt
Organism: Desarmillaria tabescens
Lineage: Eukaryota; Fungi; Basidiomycota; Agaricomycetes; Agaricales; Physalacriaceae
Product: cytochrome P450
Exons: 11
Coding region: 484-2175 (563 amino acids)
Molecular function (GO): oxidoreductase activity, acting on paired donors, with incorporation or reduction of molecular oxygen; monooxygenase activity; heme binding
Source: RefSeq, a predicted model, not a curated record